GUUAAAAUAGAACUCCAUCUUGGAAGGAGAAGUAUUUUGAGGGAACCUUUCAAAGUGGAAAGAAAAAUAUAGAGUUUCUCACUAAAAUUAAAAAAGAGAGAUAUAAGUAUACUGUAAGAUGUUGCACGAAGGUGGUACAACCCGAAUUACGGAUGAAAUCGACGAACUUCGCCGAAAACUUGCCUUGUUGGAUGGCGACAGAAAGGCCUACUACGAGAGCUCGCAAUGGACUAUGAAGAAAAACAAAGAAAACAUACAGAAACUUAGAAAGAAAAACAAGGAUUUGAGGCUGGACUUGGCCAAGAAAAAAGCGGGAGACGAAAAAGUUAUUGAUGAUGCUUUUAAGGCAAGAGAUCCUCAGAGACACUGUGCCAUGCGUGGAAUGUCUGGAAGAGCUGCAAUCAGCAAGCUUGACCAGCAAGUAUGUGAAGGUAUAAAGAAACUUAAUGCUCUUAAACAUACAAGGACCACUAAAGAGAAGAAGCUAUUUGAGCUCCAGACAGAGUAUGACCAGAUGGUAAAGGAUGCCGAGGAAGCUGUGAAUACAGAUGCUGGUGAAUCAGCUGAUGCUCAGAAACUUCGCAUGGUGGAAAACAGCCUUGAUAAAAUGAACCUCAAGUUGAGUGAAGCAAAGAGGAUCAGAACCACAUAUGACCAAAUCUUCGAAUGCCUAAAAGAAGAGUGUUUGUCUUGGCCAAAUAAGCUUGACCAAAAGGAAGCAGAGCUAAAAGCGGCCAUGGAUGAACUGGAAGAACUGAAAGCCAGUAAUAAUGAUGCUCAGCUAGCUAGAGAAGCUGCAAAGGCAGAGCUGGCUAAGCUUGAGCAGUCGGUUUAUGAAGCCAAGAAAGAAAGGGAAGCUGCUUUGGCUGAGUACAAGAAACAGGCUGAAGAGAAGAAAGAACAAGCUGAGAAAGUUGAAAAGAGGCUUCAAAGAACGUCACUACAACAAGAUGAUCUGAAUGAUCAAAGGGCAGCAUUAUCUGGUGAGGAGCAGGAGCGUAAGAUAACAACGUAUGAAGAGGCAAUGAAUAAGAUCAAAGAUGCCACAGGUGUGUCUGACAUCAAGGAGGUUGUACAGAGAUUCCUUGCUCAAGGUGACACACAGAAACACUUAAUGCAGCUGAAGUCUGACAAUGAAAAAAUGCUUGUCAGACUUAAAGAGGAAAAGGAAAAACAAAGAAUUGAGUAUGAAGAAAUGAAGUAUUCUGGAGAAGCACGUUUAUCAAGUGGACAAAGAAUGCUCGAAGAAUUCCAGCAACGUCUUGAAGAGGAGCUGGCAAAAUGUGGCGAGUCCGAGAAGAGACAGAUUCAUGUCAGUCGCACACUUGUCAAUGUCAAGGCUGGUAUAGAGCAUCUUGCUGAUAAGUUACAACAUCUUAAAGCUCCUAAAGGCCAAGUUCCUCAAGCUCAGCUCUCUCCAACCUCUGAUGAAUACAUUCUUGAUCUGUUGGGUACAUGUGAACAGAAACUCUUGAAGCUAACAGAUGAGUUGGGUGGCAAAGACAUUGCAGAUGUUAUGAAGGAGAUGGAAGACUUAGAGUUCCGAUCAAGUAUGGAGGGUAAGCUUCCUCAAUACAAUACCCGUGUCAAAUUACCUGUGGUUACUGAAAGAAUGACAACGUAUGAAGAUGAUGAAGAAAGUGGUGAAGAUGAAGAUGUUCUUUCAAGAAACGCAAUCAAAAGAUACUCUCAACAACUCGUAGACUCGAAAACCAAAAAACAUAAAGCAAGAAAAUCAAAGAGAAAAACAAAACAGUAAAAUGAAUAUGACUUUUAGAGAUGUAAUUUUACAUGACGUCCUUUUUAAUGAGUUAUGUAAUCAAGUGUACAUAUCAAUUGUCCUCAAGGUUUUACUAUUUGGUGUUGACUAACCAUUUUAAGUGUCCUUAAUAAAUUGAAUAACGAUUCUACCUAUUGAAAUCACUGUCUUUUGAAAGGAGUGACUUUACCUUUAAUUUAAACCAGUAUUUUAAAUAAACAUGUGAACAUGCAA
Actinia tenebrosa (Australian red waratah sea anemone) is the source of this 1993-nucleotide messenger RNA. RefSeq names its product outer dynein arm-docking complex subunit 3. Gene Ontology annotation, biological process: outer dynein arm assembly; cilium movement. The record is from RefSeq and is a predicted model, not a curated record. Gene Ontology annotation, cellular component: cilium; ciliary basal body; ciliary tip. Lineage: Eukaryota; Metazoa; Cnidaria; Anthozoa; Actiniaria; Actiniidae.